AUGGAUCCCAUCCUGACUAGACCGCUGACACUAGGCCUCCUGGAACUCAAGAAGGAAAAGGAUGAGAUGAAACUAUCCUCUGAGUCAGAGCAGCCAGAGAUGUUAAAAGCAACCACAAGCCCGCUUCUCUGCCCUCCAACCUGGAACAGAAUCCUGCUGCACUGUGGCUGUAAGCUCCAGCACACCUGCACUCCUCCCCCACCUGUUCUGCCACCCAAGACUGCCACCUGGACCCAAGCAGAGGCAAAACAACAGAGUCGUGCCUCUGUGCCAGAAAAGAAACCCCUCCACAUCCAGAUUGGGACAGUCACAGACCACUUGAACUAUUCCUCCCCAUCUAGCUUUGUCCUCACCAGCCUUUUCAACCACAGUCCAAUGCACCUAUUCCUCUUCAGCAUUGUUGUGUUGAUCUAUGUCCUUGCUAUGACAGGCAAUGUGGCCAUGGUCUUUCUGAUCUGGGUAGAUUCGAGGCUCCAUACACCCAUGUACUUCCUGCUCAGCCAACUCUCCUUCCUAGACAUUUUCUUCACCUCAGUCACAGUCCCCAAGAUGAUUGUGGGCUUCCUCUAUGGCUGGACAAGCAUCUCUUUUGGGGGAUGUGGAGCCCAGAUGUUUUUUUUCAUGUUCUUGGGGGCAGCUGAGUGCCUGCUCUUAGCCCUCAUGGCCUAUGACCGCUAUGUUGCCAUUUGUAACCCACUCCGGUACCCAAUACUAAUGAGCAGGCAGGUCUGUUGCCUCAUGGUAAUCACCUCAUGGCUUGGUGGAUCACUUAAUGCUUCCGUCCAAACAAUUCUGACCUUGAAGUUUCCCUACUGUGGCUCAAGGAAGAUUGCCCACUUCUUCUGUGAGGUGCCCUCCCUGCUGCAACUUGCCUGUGCUGACACAACUGCCUAUGAAAAAGUGCUCUUUGUUACAGGUGUGGUGGUGCUGCUGGUGCCCAUUGCCUUUAUCACUACCUCCUAUGCCCUGAUCCUGGCUGCUGUGCUUCGGAUGAAGUCAGCUGAGGGGCGCCACAAGGCACUGGCUACAUGCUCCUCCCAUCUGACAGUAGUCAACCUCUUUUAUGGACCUCUCAUCUAUACCUAUAUGUUGCCAUCCUCCUAUCACUCACCAGGGCAGGAUGAUGUAGUGUCUGUCUUCUACACAGUCUUCACACCUAUGCUUAACCCUGUCAUCUACAGUCUGAGGAAUAAGGAAGUUUCAGGGGCAAUGAAGAAGGUGAUAAGGAAAUGUAUGGUCACUAGAAAUGUUUCCAUAGAGAUCCUGGUUCCAAGCUGUGUCCAGGCCAGGACAGACCCAGGCUGCAGAAGCUUUCUGGGACCACAUAGACAGUGCUAUCAAGUAGAGCAGUCUGUGCUGCUAAAGAUAUCUGGUACAGAGGAUCUACCCUUACAUUUGGUGGAUGCUGGAGCCAUUGACAGAAAGCCUAAACACCCCAAAUCCCUUCAAAGCCAACGAACUCUGCUGCUUCCUAUCCCCCUGCGCUUCCUCUCGCCUCUCCUUCUCCUCUCCGUGUCCUGCAUCUCCUUCUCCCUAGCGUCCCCCGAGCUGCUCCUGAAUAUAAAACCCUUCGCUCUCAGCAACCUCGGGCUGGCCAAUGCCUACGCACCUCAAGCUAAUUUCAUUGGCAGUGCCCAAGGCCGGAUGGGGCACGAAGCCCCCUGUGUCAGGCGCACCUGGAGCUCCAGGUCCUCUGUGUAUAUCCGAACUGGGCAGAGGGACGGACCUGGGGCAUGCCCAAGGCUUUCCAACCCUAGCCAAAAAUAG
Molecule: messenger RNA, 1767 nt
Organism: Dromiciops gliroides (monito del monte)
Lineage: Eukaryota; Metazoa; Chordata; Mammalia; Microbiotheria; Microbiotheriidae
Product: olfactory receptor 2Z1-like
Exons: 6
Coding region: 1-1767 (588 amino acids)
Biological process (GO): G protein-coupled receptor signaling pathway
Cellular component (GO): membrane
Molecular function (GO): G protein-coupled receptor activity; olfactory receptor activity
Source: RefSeq, a predicted model, not a curated record